AUGGCCUUCGGCUCUGGUCGCCGCUGGAAUUCUUGGAACUUCUUCAUUUGCUGGCUUGUGUCUCUGGGUCAGAUCGCUUUUGGAUAUCCGGCGAGCAUCAUUGGCGUGACACUUGCACAACCAUCAUUUUUGAUUUACAUGGGCCUACACGAUACAACAGAGAAUCCACCAGGGCCCACCAAAGAUGCGGAAAACCUCAUUGGGGCCAUGUCGGGAGUCUUUCAAGCCGGCGCCACUAUUAACGUGUUUAUCGCGUCAUGGGUCGCCGAUAAUCUGGCCUCUUAUAUGGGACUCGCAUUCUACUAUAUAGACGAUCCGGCGACCCAGUGGCGAGCACCUCUCGGCCUAGCUCUGGUGUGGCCACUUAUGAUGAUAAUGGUCUGCUUUGUCAUCCCCGAGUCGCCUCGCUUCCUUCUGAUGCAGGGGAGGGUCGAAGAAGCACGCAAGGUCGUCUUUGGCCUCCAUGCUGUGAAGGGAGACUCUGAACAGGAGUUCGCCAGGGAGGAAUUCUAUCAGAUGUCAAAGCAAGCCGAAAUCGACCGUCAUACGAUCACUUCAUAUCUUGAGAUAUUUCGGAAACCAAGCAGCCGCAAGCGCAUGAUCAUGGCCAUCGGCUUUGCUUUCAUCAGCCAAUCGACGGGUGUGCUAGUUCUGAAUAACUAUGGGCCAACAAUCUAUGCAGCUCUGGGAUAUGAUACCGAACACCAGCUCAAAUUCCAGUGUGGUUGGAUCUCGGUUGGUGUUUUGGGAAACCUGUUCGGGGCUCUCGUCAUGGAUCGUCUGGGUCGCAAGCCGCUCAUGUUCACAGGAGUAGCUGGAUGCUGCGUUUUCCUUAUCCUGGAAGCCGCGAUGGUCAGCUCAUUCGCUGCGGAAGGUACCAACAGCGCCGGUUUGCAGAUGGGAGUAGCUGCGGCAUACCUCUUCCUAUUCUUCUAUAGCCUUGGAAUCGACGUCGCUGGCAUAGUAUUUUACAGCGAGCUCUUUCCGAACCACCUCCGUGCCAAAGGCAUGGCUUUGAGCAUCGGCACCAUUACUUUAUCGGACUUGGUGUAUCUUCAAGUUGCGCCAACGGCCUUUCGUCACAUCGGUUGGAAGUUCUUUCUCUUGUUUAUAAUCUUGUCAGGUUUCGGAGCAGCGUUUGUGCUGUUCUAUGUACCCGAAACUAAGAACAUACCUUUGGAAGAGAUGGCGAAGUUGUUUGGCGACGAAGUCGCAGUCUAUGCAGCCGACCUGAGUAUCGACCACAACACCCACGAGCUUGUUGUAUCGGGCCACAGUGGUGAUGGAGUGGUUAGAGUAGCAACUGAGGUAGGAACUGACAAAGCGAGUGGCAUGGUCAAAGACAAGAAGGAGCACAGAGGCGGGCGGAUUACCUCAGAGUGUCAAGCUGUUUCAGCAACGAUCUUGCGCAUCACUUCUGAGGAAGCUUUGUGA
This is a messenger RNA of Exophiala bonariae, 1434 nucleotides long. RefSeq lists its product as uncharacterized. Gene Ontology annotation, cellular component: membrane. Gene Ontology annotation, biological process: carbohydrate transport; transmembrane transport. The transcript has 8 exons. Gene Ontology annotation, molecular function: carbohydrate:proton symporter activity. The coding region runs from base 1 to 1434 and encodes 477 amino acids. The record is from RefSeq and is a predicted model, not a curated record. NCBI's taxonomy places the organism in Eukaryota, Fungi, Ascomycota, Eurotiomycetes, Chaetothyriales, Herpotrichiellaceae.